Molecule: messenger RNA, 904 nt
Organism: Prinia subflava (tawny-flanked prinia)
Lineage: Eukaryota; Metazoa; Chordata; Aves; Passeriformes; Cisticolidae
Gene: FAM167B
Product: family with sequence similarity 167 member B
Exons: 2
Coding region: 129-677 (182 amino acids)
Source: RefSeq, a predicted model, not a curated record
AUCGGGCUCGUCCUGGAGCUUGGAUAAAGAGCCGGGAGCAGCCAGGGCACAGUGGGAGGGGGUCGCGCUCAGGGUGGGGCAGGCAGAGACCAGCGGGGCUUUUUUGGGGGGCUCCGCUGUGUCCCGCCAUGGCCUUGAGCCAGCUGAAAUUCAAGGAGCUGGGCGAGGAGGAGCCCGCCUGGGAGGAGGAGACCCUGGAGAGCCUGAAGGCGCUGACGGCCAAGCUGAAGCUGCAGACGCGCAGACCCUCGUACCUGGAGUGGGAGGCGCGGGUGAGGGGGCAGCGCUGGGGCGGCCCCGGGGGCACCGGCGGGGCACAGCCGGGCCGGGGGCACCCCCAGGAGCAGCGGGACGGCGGCGUUUGUGGCUUUGCCACCCUGGAGGCGGCUCUGGAGUGGCUCAGGACGGAGCUGCGGGCCAUGCAGGCUCUGGACCAGCUCCUGGCGCAGCAGCUGCUGCGGCUGCGGGCGCGGCUGCACCGCCUCAAGGUGGAGCAGGCCUGCCACCGGCACAAGGAGAUGCUGGACGACGCCGCCUUCGGCCUCGAGGGCUGCGAGGAAGACUCGGAUCUGCUCUGCACCAUCCCCGCCAGGGCCGCCUUCCUGCUCUCCACGCCGCUCAAGCACAUCGGCGUCACCCGCAUGAACAUCAACUCGCGGCGCUUCUCGCUCUGCUGAGCCGCCCCCGCGGGCGCCCCGGGGCUUUUCGGGGCUCAGAGGAGCCCCCCAGACCCCUCCGGGCUCGGGGUGGCUCCAGGGGAUGUCGCUGUCACCACCUCCCCGGGAUCCCCGGGGCUUUUCAGGGCUCAGGGGAGCCCCCCAGACCCCUCCGGGCUCGGGGUGGCUCCAGGGGAUGUCGCUGUCACCACCCCCGCGGGGCGCUCCGGGGCCCGGCCCUGGGGCUG